CCCUCCCCUUUUCCCCCCCCCCCCCCCCCCCCCGCUUCUCCCACUCCCCGCAGCUGCUUCUGCAGAGGCCGGCGGGCUCGGCACCCACUGAUCGCCGCUGGAGCCUCGCCGGAGCUUUUGGAACUUAAAAAGGAAGAAGCUUUUUUUGAGGGGGGGGGAAAGCCAAGCCGGAGAGCGGGAGAGAGAGAGAAAGAGAAAGAAAGAAAGAAAGAGAGAGAGAGAGAUCCACCGCCAAGCCGGAGCGAUGUCAGGCUCGGGGAUUUAGCUUUUCGGCGCUCGCUCGCUCUCUUUCCCCCCCCUUCCCCCCUUUUUUUUCCUCUUUUUUUUUUUCCUUUUUUGUUUCUUCCGUCCUUCUUUUUUUUCUCCGAGAGCGGCGGGAACUGCGGCUGAGAUUUUACUUUCCCCUUCCUUGCUUUUUGCCCGCUUGCCAGCCAAGGAACGCUGCCGUUUUUGCGUCCAUCCGCUCCCCCAAAACCCCUCGCUUUCUCCGGCUCUCCUUCCCUUCCCUUCCUUCUCCUUCCUUUCUUCCUUUCCUUUCUUCUCCUUCCUUUCUCCCUCUUCCUUUCUCCCCUUCUUCUCCUUCCUUUCUCUCCUUCCUUCCCUUCCUUUCCUCCCUUCUCCUUCCUUUCUUCCUCUUCCUUCCUUUCUCUCCUUCUCUCCCCUUCCCUUCCUUUCCUCCCUUCUCCUUCCUUUUUUCCUUCCCUUCUUCUCCUUCCUUUCUUCCUCUUCCUUUCUCCCCUUCUUCCUUUCUCUCCUUCUCUCCCCUUCCUUCCCUUCCUUUCCUCCCUUCUCCUUCCUUUCUCUCCUUCUCUGUCCUUCCUUCCCUUCCUUUCCUCCCUUCUCCUUCCUUUCUUCCUUUCCUUCUUCUUCCUUUCUUCCUCUUCCUUCUCCUUCCUUUCUUCCUCUUCCUUUCUCCCCUUCUUCUCCUUCCUUUCUCUCCUUCUCUCUCCUUCCUUCCCUUCCUUUCCUCCCUUCUCCUUCCUUUCUUCCUCUUCCUUCCUUUCUCCCCUUCUUCUCCUUCUUCUCUCUCCUUCCCUUCCUUCCUUCCUUCCUUCCUCCCAGUCCCCCCCCCCAAUCUCGCCCGCCCCGCUGCCGUCCCCAAAGUGCGAUCGUCGCGGCGGGCACCAUGGACGAGCAGACGCGGAUGCUGCAGACGCUGGCCGGCGUGAACCUGGCCAGCCACGCGGUGCAAGGGGGCAUGGCUCUGCCGCCUCCCCACGGGCACGAGGGCGCCGACGGCGACGGCCGCAAGCAGGACAUUGGCGACAUCCUCCACCAGAUCAUGACCAUCACCGACCAGAGCCUGGACGAGGCGCAAGCAAAAAAGCACGCUCUCAAUUGCCAUAGAAUGAAACCCGCUUUGUUCAGCGUCCUGUGUGAGAUCAAAGAGAAAACAGGGUUUUCCCUCUGCCGCCAAAUAGCUGGAGGUUGCCUUAUUGAAGCCGAAUAUCACCGUGCGUGACAACUUCACUCAAUUGUAGCCUGCCGCGACUGCAUUAGCCUGCAGGGAAACAUCGGAUCCACGUUGGCCGUGACACUCAAUUUUACUGUAAAACACAUUCAUGUUGACACGGCAUCAGUUUUCAGAAGCAUUAAUGCAUACGGGAGCAUCUCUCCCUCUCUCUCUCUCUCUCUCUCCUUGUUGGUAUGAUUGUUUGUGUGUGUCUCUCUCUCUUUCUCUCGUUGGUGUUAUUUGGUUUCUUCUCCGGCUCGGAGCCAAAGCUGUUAGAAAUGUGUUUUUUUUUCUUUUUAUCUCCUUGCAAAGACUUCUCUUUAGUCCUGGGACCCUAGCGUUCGAUUCAUUGGCGUUGAGCCUUUUUAAGUCAUUGCGAUCCAAAGUAGAGACUCUCGGGGUUGAACGGUUGGGUUCUUGGUAACCUCUGAGCUUCAUGGUUUUCCUGCGGGCAUUUUGUUACCCAACUAGGUAAUAUCAUCCGAAGGGAGUGUGGGAGGAGGAGGACUAUGGAGUCCUUGGUAGUCUCUGAGCUGCAUGGUUUUCUUGGAGACAUUUCAUGACCCAACUAGGGAACAUCAUCAGUGCUAGGUGGUUGGUUGGCAGGGAGGAGGAAGAGGAUGAUGACUAUGGGGUCCUUGGUGCUGUUUGAGCUGGAUUGUUGCAGACAUUUCAUGACCCAACUAGGGAACAUCAUCAGUGCUAGGUGGUUUGCAGGGAGGAGGAAGAGGAAGAGGAGGAGGAGGACAACGACAACAACUAUGGGGUCCUUGGUGCUCUCUGAACUCGGUUGUUUGCUUGCGGAUGUUUUAUUCCCAUACCAGCCAACAUCAUCGGUGCUGGGUAAUGACUAAGGAUGAUCAUCAGUGCCCUACUGUAUGUAAACAGGGAGCAAACCACACUCACUAGCACUGAUGAUGUUACCUGGUUGGGUCAUAAAAUGUCCACAAGGAAACAACCCAGCUCAAACAGCACCAAGGACUCCCCAGUUCAACCUUGAGCUACAGGUAUUCUCUUCUAUCGGAUACCCACACAUACACAAAAACAAACACACACACGCACACUAAGACUGCUGUGGGAGGGGGGGAAAAAUCAUUUUGAGACAGACUCCUUCAACGGAGGAGCCGUGAUGGAGCUUGAAAGCAUCUCUGGAGUUUUGCUUCCGAUCCGGAGUUUUCUCGCCAGAAAUGUGCUGUCAAGAACUUUGCGGUGUAGCAAGAUAGCGUGUUAAACUCACGCUGAGAAGAUCAGGAUUCAAACACUCAUCCAGCCAUGAAGUUCAGGGAAGACAUGUCAACCUUUCUGCUUCAUAGUGCACUUUAAAGAGCCAGGAGAUCCUAAUAUUUAGGCCUCGGGGCAAUUUCCUUCUUCUUCUUCUUCUUCUUCUUUUUUCUUUCCUUCUUUUUCUACCGAUCUGGAGGAAAGGGGUUGACGGGGAAAAAAAAAACAACCCAGUUUGAAGAGAUGCCUAGCCUUUGUCAUCAAGGUUUGCAGAUUUUUGACCUACAGUAUAAGAAAACCUCCUUCUGCUCUUCCUCCCA
Molecule: messenger RNA, 2994 nt
Organism: Pantherophis guttatus
Lineage: Eukaryota; Metazoa; Chordata; Lepidosauria; Squamata; Colubridae
Source: RefSeq, a predicted model, not a curated record